Messenger RNA from Medicago truncatula (barrel medic), 601 nucleotides. Its product is annotated as ankyrin repeat domain-containing protein 2A. The record is from RefSeq and is a predicted model, not a curated record. The coding region runs from base 42 to 368 and encodes 108 amino acids. The transcript is spliced from 2 exons. Lineage: Eukaryota; Viridiplantae; Streptophyta; Magnoliopsida; Fabales; Fabaceae.
UGCUGGUUGUUUGAUUAGAAUGUCUAUCACAGGACCCAUCAAUGUCUUCCAUGCUUGAAAUUUAUGCCAAUCCAUCAUUAAGAAGGAAGCGUAAACAGGAAACGGCACACUUCAACCAAGAUCCAUGUUUGAAACUUAUUUUAGAUGAGACAGAGAAUGGUGGUCCUGCUGUAAUGAUGAGAUACUGGAAUGAUGAGAAGGUUUUGAAAAUGUUUGGACUGGUCAUGGGCAUUCCUCUAGUUGCUUCUGAAAAUUCUCGGCUAUGUGAGACAGAAAAUAUGGGAAAUGAAGAUGAAUCAAUCGUUCAUCAUACUGCUAUUAUUGGCGACAUCAAGGUAUGGCAUGAUGGCUAUUCACUUUAUCGUUGAAUCCAUUCAAAUGAAACAGUAAAAGAUAAAAUUUGUAGUUGUCCACAAGCGUGAAACUUUUUGGGAUAGAUGGUGCAGAUGUAGAACACAUUAAGUUAAGGUUAAGUUCACGCUGAAUUUUAAGAAAUUAAAAUAGGCUUCGAGUGUAAUGAAUUGUCUUGCUAUUGGAAUUGAAACUCCGGCUUUCUGAAUAAUUUGUAUAAGGAAUGUCAAAAUGAAUCGCAGUCAAGUAA